Thamnophis elegans (Western terrestrial garter snake) is the source of this 928-nucleotide messenger RNA. RefSeq names its product chromodomain-helicase-DNA-binding protein 9-like. The record is from RefSeq and is a predicted model, not a curated record. NCBI's taxonomy places the organism in Eukaryota, Metazoa, Chordata, Lepidosauria, Squamata, Natricidae.
UUAAAACACUGCAAGAUCUUAUUUCUACAAAAAUGCUGGUGGAUGUCAACAUGGCUUAGAUGAAGUGCUUCCCACUGAGAAAAAUAUAUUACUGGUGUUUGUGCUACUCUGAGACUCGCUAACUCCAUUUGUGGUAGUGGCAAAGUAGCACAACUGUAUCAAGAUGACCGACCCUAUGAGUUUUUUUGAUGAUGCCAAUCUUUUUAGCGAUACCUUGGAAGGAUUAUCGGAUGAUGCCUUUGUCCAAGCGGGGCCUGUUUCCCUGGUUGAUGAGUUGAACUUGGGCGCAGAGUUUGAGCCGUUGCAGAUUGAUUCUCUAAACCACGUGCAGGAGGCACCCACUCCGCAAAAGAUGAACGAUUACGAGCAUCUCAACCAGUACGACUCUCUGAAACUCCAAGUCAGUCAGUCCUUCAGCAGCCCGGUCGGAAGCGUUUUAUCCCCGCAUUCCGACUUCAGUUGCUCUCCUGUCCAUCCGCAAACUCAAACGAAUGGGUUGUUCCCUGACGAUGUAGCAGACGGGAGCCCGAUGUGGGGCCACCAGACCUCGAGCAGCGUUUCUAACCAGAACGGAUCUCCGUUCCAUCAAGGGCCCCCGCCGUCUAUGCAGCAGAACAAAAGCUUUGUAGCACACCACAGUUUUGCCUUAUUUCAGGCCAGCGAACAGCAUCAUCCGUGUGCCUCGUUGCAGUUGCCGCCAAGCGUGAACGCAGGAGAGAACACGCGGAAUCAGCCUGAUGGUUUCAUGGAGCAACCAGAUCUCUCCUUCCAGUCUUCUUCAAUCUUCCACAACUCUUUCUGUUGGCCAGCAAGCGCACCCUCUGCCUGACUUUUCGGGAAGCGAAGCUUUCGCAACUCGAAGAGGGACCAAACAAGAAGAUCCAGAGAGCCUCCUCAAUUCAAGUACAUCGCUGACUUCAAAUAAUUU